Rattus norvegicus (Norway rat) is the source of this 3768-nucleotide messenger RNA. The record is from RefSeq and is a predicted model, not a curated record. Lineage: Eukaryota; Metazoa; Chordata; Mammalia; Rodentia; Muridae.
CACAGGUUGACCUGGGCUUCUUUGCUUAACCACAUGCUUUACCUGAUGAGCUAGGGUCAGGAAGAAUGUUUCCAGGCUCCCAUUCCCUUUUCCAGUAUAAAUACCAAAGGAAUAAAUCUCUUGGCUUCUCACUAAUACUCAACUGUUUAAUUGACCUAUUGGGGAUGCGUGGCCACACCUAGCUUGUUAGGGUUGUCAGGGUUCCAGCUCUAAAUCUAAAAAUUCCCAAGCGAAUCAGGAAAAAGCACACAUUUUGGAUAUCAGCUGCUCACAGCAAGCUGACCCCAAAUGGUUAAGACCUGGAAGGUGCCACACAGCUACUGAAGUGACAGCAUCUGAGGGGAUCUUUCUUGACUUUCCACUUCAGCAGGCUUCCACAGCUUUUCUACCUCGACCCAGGAAAGCCAAGAAGUGAGAAUUUAAGCUUUGUUUUAGAGUCUCAGGAAAGUUUAACCCUUGGUAAAUUUCUUCCUACUUCAGGCACCUCAGGUUUAAAGGCUCCUUUGAGCUACAUGAGUUAUUUUUACACCAUUUUGAUGACUUAUUAGAGUUCUGCUGAGCCUUUCCCAUUUUGUUGAACCCCUACACUAUAUGGUAGCUCUUAGCUAUCCAGAAGCCCUUUUGGGCAAGGUUGACUUUCUGUUGGAUAACUUGUGCAUCGCUACCUACUGGGGAAGAUUGAUAUGUGCCUUUGGGGGGUCUUUAUGAAGCCAUUUAAGGUUCUGUAUGGGGACAUUGGAGACAGAGAGACAAGGGUGUCCAGGGGCUCUCCACUAUGAUCUGUCAAACCAUGGGGGAAAAAGAGUCUGUCCUGAUGUCAUCUGAGACAAUGGCAUAGGUUCAUUUUCUCAGAUGAUUAAAUAAUUAAAAGACAGAAAGGAGGAGUUGAGAAGUUUCUUAUUUCCAUUUUUAUUGCCAAGGCAACCCCUAUAAGAGAAGGCAUUUAAUUGUGGACUUGCUCACAAUUCCAGAGUGUGAGUGGAUGGCCAUCAUUAUCGCAGGGAGCAUGGCAGCAGGCAGGACAUGUAGCUGAGAGCUUACAUCUGAUCCACAAAUUGAAGACAGAGGCAGAGGUGGGGGUUGGGAAUGAGCUGCAGUGGCUUGGGCUUCUGACAACUCAAAGCCCACCUCCAGUGACACUUCUCCAGUGAGGUCACACCUCCUAAUCCUUCCCAACAAGUUCCACCAACUGGGAACCAAAGCAUUCAAGUGUUUUAUUCAAGGUGAAAGUAAGGGAAAGUAAACUCCUUUGGAAAGGGAGGAUCCAGAAUGCGAAUGUUCCUUUUAUCCCAGCCAGGGAAUCAGUUAGUUAUGGGUUCCCUUCCAGCGGGCUCUGUAACAGCUGUUGUAUGGAACCCUUAGAAUCAUGUCUUACAGACACUAGAUCUCAAACUGACAAAAGGAAAUGGACUUACUACAGUUUAGUCAAACCAAGAAGGAAAAGAGUCCUAGUUGCUCAUGAUCUUUUCCAUGACGAUGUUAAGACUUCUAUAGGCGAUAUGUAUAUGUGUAGUGGUUUGAAUGGGAAUGGCCCCCAAAGUCUCAUAGAUUGAAAUGCCUGGUUAUUAGGGAGUGGCACUACCUGAAUAGGAUUAAUAGGUGUGGGCCUCUCAGAGGAAACAGAUCUAUCACUUGGGAAGGACUUUGAGGUUUCAAAAGCCCAAGCCAGGCCAAAUGCUAUCUACAUCUGCAGAUCCAGAUGUGGAACUCCCAGCUACUUCCCCAGCACCAUGUCUACCUGCAUGCCACCAUGCACCCUGACAGAAUGACAAUGGACCAAACUUCUGAAACUGCAAGCCAGCAAACAAUUAAAUGGCUUCCUUUAUAGGAGUGGCUGUGGCCAUGGUGUCUCUUCACAGCAACAUGGAGUAAGGCACUACACAACACAAGCCAGGAAAUACAUUAUGUCAGCCUAAGUUAUCAGAAUCGUACGUGAUCUCUUCUGGGACGGUAAGUCCAUGCUACUAUGGCUGGUGUAGAGGCUUUGUUCUUUCCCUUUACCCAACAUGGAAUUCCUGGGAAUUAAUUAUUUGGGGUCCAUUGCUUCAAUAAUUUAAUAACGAAGUCUUUUUCUUCAAAAUGUCUUGUCUCCUGUCAGGUUGGGUACAGGGUGCACCUAUUGCCUGCUCUGAGCUGCAGUUUCCAUGGUGAUAUCUUCUAUUCUACUUUCAGGUCAUGUGGCUCUAAUUGGUUGACUAUAACGACAGCCAGGCCCUCAGGUCAUAGCAGUGCACAGCUCAGUCGCAUAACCAGCUUCACAAUCAGCCCCAGGCUCUCCCCAAGAGUCCCUACCACCUCCCCUCCCCUGAGACCAGCUUAUAAGUAUCCAGAAAAAAGACCUCAAGGGAUAGCCAGUGUUACACACCCAGCCUGUAACCUUCCUGUUGGCCUCAGCUGACUCUACGCAGACAAUGCCAUCCUCUGUCUCACAGGGAGUCCUUUUGCUAGCAGGCCUGUGUUGCCUUUUCUCUGGCUCCCAGCCCCAAGAUCCCCUGGAGAUGGAUGUGGAUGAACACGACCAUGACCAUAAGGAGCAUCUUCUCUGCUACCGAGUCUCCUACAUCAUCAUCCAGAUAACCUUCACCUUGUAUCAUAAGUCUGAUAGCUGGUCAAAACAAACCAACGUCUUAUUCUCCCCGCUGAGUAUUAUUGCUUCCUCUCUGAUGCUCUCCCUGGGGGCAAAGAACAACACCCAUGACCAGAUCCUGGAGGGACUGAACUUCAACCUCACAGAAACACCUGAGAAUUUCAUCCAUGAAUGCUUUCAGCAACUUACAUAUAUCCUGCAUCUGCCAGACCACACACCGCAGCUGACAAUGGACAGCAGCCUGUUCACUGACCAGAAGCUGAAGCUUAUGGACAAGUUCGUGGAAGACGUCAGGAGGCUAUACCACUCAAAGGUCAUUGCUCUCAACUUCAAGGACACCCAAAGAGCCCAAAACCAGAUCAAUGAGUAUGUAGAGGGCGAAACCCAUGGGAAAAUAGGAGGAUUGGUCAAGGAAAUGGAGGCAGACACAGAUUUCGCCUUGAUGAAUUACAUCUUCUUCCAAGGCAAGUGGUAUGAUGAUUUCGAGGUUGAACGCAUUGUGGAACAGGACUUCCACGUGAACUCGGACACCACUGUGAAAGUGCCCAUGAUCCAUCGGCGGGGCCGAUUUUUCUUGUAUCGCGACUUAGAUCUGUCCUGCUGGGUGAUGGUACAGCAUUAUAUGGGCGAUGCGACUGCCUUCUUCAUGUUGCCCGACCAAGGGAAGGUGCAGGAGCUAGAGAAGACCUUGAAUCAAAGACACUUUGAAAAUAUCUUACAGCUCAUUGACAUAAGGACUGCAGAUUUGUACUUUCCCAGAUUGUCUAUAGCCACAACCUAUGAUCUGAAGACCAUCCUGAGCACACUGGGCAUCACCGAGGUCUUCAGCAAGGAGGCUGACCUCUCAGGGGUCACACAGGAUGCUCCCCUGAAGCUCGGCAAGGCUGUGCACAAGACUGUACUGACCUUUGAAGAUGAUGUGACAGUACCUACAAGGAACACCAGUUGGAGUAAGAGGGACUCGCCUCAAAACUUUUCAAUCCAUUUCAACAGGCCCUUCUUAUUUGUCAUUAAAGAUGAAUACACCAAUUGCCCCCUCUUCGUGGGAAAAGUGGUAAAUCCCGUAACAAAUGAUUGAUUUCAAAAUCCAGUCACCCUCACCACCCUGUUCCAGCUGUGUCCUCUUCUUGCUGACAUUAAACGUGGGAUAGUUUCACUCAUGCCUGAGUGCAACCAGCAAA